GGAUACGCUCGACUUUUCCAGAAUAUCCGGAUAGCGCCUCCCGGCCACGCUGAGCCGGCUUUGGGUGUUCUUCGCUGCGGUUCUCUUUUUCUGCUGGUGCAGCUAUGGCGGCCGUGAAGACGCUGAACCCCAAAGCUGAGGUGGCCCGGGCUCAGGCAGCGUUGGCGGUCAACAUCAGCGCGGCCCGGGGCCUGCAGGACGUGCUGAGGACCAACUUGGGGCCUAAGGGCACCAUGAAGAUGCUUGUUUCUGGUGCUGGAGACAUCAAGCUUACUAAAGAUGGCAAUGUGCUGCUUCAUGAAAUGCAAAUUCAACACCCAACAGCAUCCUUAAUAGCCAAAGUAGCAACAGCCCAGGACGACAUCACUGGUGAUGGUACCACUUCCAAUGUUUUAAUCAUUGGAGAACUGCUGAAACAGGCGGAUCUCUACAUUUCUGAAGGUCUUCAUCCCAGAAUAAUAACAGAAGGAUUUGAAGCUGCAAAGGAAAAGGCACUUCAGUUUUUGGAACAAGUCAAAGUCAGCAAAGAGAUGGAUAGGGAAACACUGAUAGAUGUGGCCAGGACAUCUCUGCGUACUAAAGUUCAUGCUGAACUUGCUGAUGUCUUAACAGAGGCUGUAGUUGACUCCAUUUUGGCCAUUAAAAAACAAGAUGAACCUAUUGACCUCUUCAUGGUUGAGAUUAUGGAGAUGAAACAUAAAUCUGAAACUGAUACAAGCUUAAUCAGAGGUCUUGUUUUGGACCAUGGGGCACGACAUCCUGAUAUGAAAAAAAGAGUAGAAGAUGCAUACAUCCUCACAUGCAAUGUGUCAUUAGAAUAUGAGAAAACAGAAGUGAAUUCUGGCUUUUUUUACAAGAGUGCAGAAGAGAGAGAGAAAUUAGUAAAAGCUGAAAGAAAAUUCAUUGAAGAUAGAGUUAAAAAAAUAAUAGAACUAAAAAAGAAAGUCUGUGGUGACACAGAUAAAGGAUUUGUUGUUAUUAAUCAAAAGGGAAUUGACCCAUUUUCCUUAGAUGCUCUUGCAAAAGAAGGCAUAGUAGCUCUGCGGAGAGCUAAAAAGAGAAAUAUGGAACGGCUGACUCUUGCUUGUGGUGGUGUAGCUCUGAAUUCUUUUGAUGACCUAAAUCCUGAUUGUUUGGGAAAUGCAGGACUUGUCUAUGAGUACACUUUGGGGGAAGAGAAGUUCACCUUUAUUGAGAAAUGUAACAAUCCUCGCUCUGUCACAUUAUUGAUCAAAGGACCAAAUAAGCAUACACUCACUCAAAUCAAAGAUGCAGUAAGAGAUGGUUUGAGGGCUGUUAAAAAUGCUAUUGAUGAUGGCUGUGUUGUUCCAGGGGCUGGUGCAGUGGAAGUGGCAAUGGCAGAAGCCCUGAUUAAACAUAAGCCCAGUGUCAAGGGCAGGGCCCAGCUUGGAGUUCAAGCAUUUGCUGAUGCAUUGCUCAUUAUUCCCAAGGUUCUUGCUCAGAAUUCUGGCUUUGAUCUUCAGGAAACACUAGUUAAAGUUCAAGCAGAACAUUCAGCAUCAGGUCAACUUGUGGGUGUGGACCUGAACACAGGUGAGCCAAUGGUAGCAGCAGAAGCAGGCAUAUGGGAUAACUACUGUGUAAAGAAACAGCUGCUUCACUCCUGCACUGUGAUUGCUACCAACAUUCUCCUGGUUGAUGAGAUCAUGCGAGCUGGAAUGUCUUCUCUAAAAAGUUGAAUUGAAGCUUCCCUUUUAUCAUCUGAAUCAUGAAGACUCUUUAGAGUGAUCCUAAGAAUACAGCUGUGGGAUUUUUGUCCUAGCUUCAAGUGAUUUUCAAAGGAAUUUUUUUCCCGUGUGAAGAAAGGAGAACACUGACACCACCUAUACAAAUUCCAAAGCCUGAAAAUAUAAUUACAGUAUUUUUUAAAUUGCACUCAGUGUAUACACAUAAAGCAGGCCGUUUUUACCGAGUGUGCAAGAUGUUUUAUCUUCUGUGAUAUUAGUACAUGUUAGAAAAGCAUAUGUUGCUACCUUAUUAAAUAUUCCUUGAAAAUUAAACUUCAAUGGUUUAAUAACUUCUUCUAAAUGUACUUUAAUUUAUGCAGUAAUUCCCUUAAUAGAUUAAAAUUUUUAUGUUCAUAAAUAACAUAUGAGUAACUUAGGUUUUGAAAGCAUCCCUGUUCACUUAGUAUAAGUUGCUAUGAGUAAAAUGAUUGGACUUACGCAUUGAAGUAGCUUUGCUAAAAUGUUCCCCAGGAAAGUUAAGUGGAAGUAAGCAGAAAGAUGGGUAAACUAGAGGCAAGGGAGUUGAAAGAGCUACAAAUUUAUAAAGUGACAAAAAUGAAAAUAGAGGAGGUAAAAAGAAAGCUUGAAGGUUUAGUUAAGAGAUUUUCAGGUGGGCCAUGCAUUUUCACACCUGGACCUUUGCUUAUACUGAAAUACCCAACCAGAAAUUGGCAGUGUAAUUUUUUUCCCUUAAGUUAUUCUACGUGUUUCCACAAAAUCGUUUUUUAUACAGUUGGUGUAUCUACAGUCAUUGAAGGUGAAAUUGUGUUCUUAAACUUUGUAUUUUGAGGACUUGGCAGUUGCCUCCAGUAAGUGUGCAAUAAAUGUUUAAUUUGAAACAUU
This is a messenger RNA of Artibeus jamaicensis (Jamaican fruit-eating bat), 2591 nucleotides long. RefSeq names its product chaperonin containing TCP1 subunit 6A (gene CCT6A). Bases 105 to 1700 code for a protein of 531 amino acids. NCBI's taxonomy places the organism in Eukaryota, Metazoa, Chordata, Mammalia, Chiroptera, Phyllostomidae. The transcript is spliced from 14 exons. Gene Ontology annotation, molecular function: ATP-dependent protein folding chaperone; ATP binding; ATP hydrolysis activity. Gene Ontology annotation, biological process: protein folding. The record is from RefSeq and is a predicted model, not a curated record. Gene Ontology annotation, cellular component: chaperonin-containing T-complex.